UUAACCUACACAAGCUAGCAGUAGCGGCAUUUAAAUUAGCAUCGACACAACUUGAAGAAUAAGGGGGAAAAAGGACGCACAGAACAAAGCCAAAUAAACGGGCUCCUGACUGGAGGGCAGACCAUGCUGCUGCACUGAGCCGAAGGGGGAGCGAAAAGAAGUGACCAAAAGGAUAGAGCAAGGGGCCCCAGAAGAACACAGAUUUGGUGGCUGGUCUGACUGUGUCCCCCUCCCCUGACUACUCGUUGGCCUUUCAGUUCUCCCUGGUUGCUUCCUGAGGCCACGGCGAAGUCUUGCUAUGGACUGUCCUGCCCCCCCUGCUGCAGCUCAGCCCCGUGCGCUGCUUUAGUGGGAUCUUUAUUCCCCAGCUUGUGCUUCCCAUCCAGAUCCUACUGUACAGUGAGAGCACAGAUCUGAAACAAGCCACAGCAUCUGUGGGGUCCUUCAGCCCCCCUCCCCCCAUUCCACCCUCUCCCCUCCCCUAAGAAGAUGUCAGUGAGCCUUGCAGCGGACAUCCAGCAGGAGGGGGAGAGUGGGCCACUCAAUGACACCUGCAGCCGAGGUAAGGCCUCCUCUCAACCUCAAGGCACCAAGGGGGGAACUGGGGAAGGCCUGGAGCCUGAGGACAGCUCCCUGCAGGAUGCACAGAGACGAGCUCCCAACCAUGGUCAUGGCAGGAAAAGGGCCAAGUCCAAUGCCAAGCUGAAAUUGGUACGGAGUCUCGCAGUGUGUGAGGAGUCAUCUGGUCCAUUUUCCAGUGAUGGACCCCCUGAAUCGGAUAUUAUCCAACUUCACAUCAGCUGUCCAUCCGACAAGGAAGAGGACAAGUCCUCUAAGGAUGAGUACGAGAAUGAAGAGAAGAAGGAGAAGACUCCACGCAAGAUGUUGUCACGUGACUCUAGUCAAGAAUACACAGACUCAACGGGCAUCGAUGUUCAUGAGUUUCUGGUCAAUACACUGAAAAACAAUCCCAGGGAUCGAAUGAUGCUGCUCAAACUAGAACAAGAUAUCCUGGAGUUCAUUAAUGAUGACAAUAACCAGUACAAGAAGUUCCCUCAGAUGACCUCCUAUCACCGCAUGCUGCUGCACCGUGUGGCUGCCUAUUUUGGCAUGGACCAUAAUGUGGACCAGACAGGCAAGGCUGUCAUCAUCAACAAGACUGGCAACACACGCAUCCCAGAGCAAAGGUUCUCUGAGCACAUCAAGGAUGAGCGCAACAUGGACUUCCAGAAGAAGUUUAUACUCAAAAGGGACGAUGCCAGUAUGGAUAAGGACGAUAAUCAGAUUCGUGUGCCGCUGCAGGACGGGCGGCGCAGCAAGUCCAUUGAGGAGCGAGAGGAGGAGUACCAGCGGGUACGAGACCGGAUCUUUGCCCGAGAAGUGUCUUUCUUUUUACAGUCUUCUCAAAAUGGAUACAUCAACGACAACAGACUUUCCACUGAGGGCUACUCCUCUAUCUCUCAAAAGAGGAGGCAGAUCUUUAGGGGGAACAGGGAAAGCUCCAGCCGGGCCUCUAGCAGCCGUCAGAGCAGCACCGACAGCGAUAUGAAGUGCCUGGAGCCACGACCCUGGAGCAGCACUGACUCGGACAGCUCCAACCGCACCCUGCGGCCACCCGUCACCAAGGCCAGCAGUUUCUCCGGCAUCUCCAUUCUCACCCGAGGUGACAGCCUGGGCAGCAGCAAAGGCUCCCAAGGCAGCUGCAGGGGCUCCCGCACUGGCCUACCUCUUGUGAGUCCGGACAUGUGUCCCCCAGUACCGCCCCCCCAGUCCAGUCGUAGCCUGCUUCCCUGCCCCUCUCAGCAACCUCAGCCACAGCAGCCCCAGCCUCCUCCUCAGACUGCCCUGCUGCCUACUCCACAGCAACACCCCAUGGGCAACCACAUGAUGGCCCAGGGAGAAGAACUGGCGCCUCAGUUCAGCCAGAUGACCCUGAGUCGGCAGGGCUCCAGUGAGAACCCUGAGCCUACCCCAAUGUUCCAGCCCCCACCCACAGUGCUGUCCCAGCACCCUCCACCUCAGACAAGUUACAUCAUGGCCACCACAGGGCAGCCCAUGGCUGCUCCAUCUGGUUACCAGGCAACCACUGGACACCCACAUCCUCCACCUCCACAGCCUCCUCCCCCAUCCCAACCUAUCAUGCAGGCUCCACCACCCCCACAGGGUUACAUGCAGCCCCCUCCACCUCAGCAGAUCCAAGUGUCUUACUAUCCCCCUGGUCAGUAUCCAAGCUCAGGUCAACAGUACCGUGUGCCCCAGCCCAUCUCCCACCAGGUGUCCUACCCUGCCCAGCGUACGCAACCUAUGCCUCAACCAACACAGCAGUCUGGUCUUCAGACCAUAAUACCUAGCCAGCAGCCAAGCUACCAGGGAAUGAUGGGAGUACAGCAGCCCCAGAACCCCAACCUUCUUAGUUCCCAGAGGGCAGGCAUGGGGGGCCAGAUGCAAAGUAUGAUGGUGCAGUACCCACAGAUGCCCUCGUAUCAGGUGCCUGUGGGAAAUGAGUCCCAACAGGUAGUGCAGCAGCAGUAUCAGCAGCAAGUGAUGGUGCCAGUCAGCCAGUCUGUCCAGGGCCCCAUGCCUGUCUACUACAGCGUCAUCACCCCCACUCAGCAGAACAGCACAAGUCCAUCAGUAAGUUAUCUGCAGCCUCCCAGCUCUGAGCAGUACCAGAUCACCCAGUCCCCAUCCCCAUGCAACCCUCAGCAGAUGCAGCAGCAAUAUUCAGGAGUGCCGCCCCCUGGACCUGGUGUGAUGGUUAUGCAGCUCAGUGUCCCUAACGGACCACAGCCUUCCCAGAAUCCUCCUCUGGUCCAGUGGAACCCCUGCAAGUACUACAGCAUAGAACAAAGGCCCAGUAAACCAGGGGAUCUCUACAAGCCUGAAAACGCUUCACAGGUUUCCACCCAGUUGAGUAGUCCCCUGGCCUCUCCCACCCAGUCCCCCACCCCUUCACCCUCAGGCAGUGUCAGCAGUGUCUGUCCAGGUCUCGGACCCCUGCCCCUCAUCUCCCAGUUCCCCCGACCCGGAGGACCCGCGCAAGGUGAUGGACGCUAUUCGCUGCUUGGCCAGCCUCUGCAGUACAGCCUGUGUCCUCCCCUCAUGCAUGGCCAGACCUCCUACAGCUCCCAUCAGGGCCAAGGAAUGAUGAAGCAUGGAGCAAGAGGGAAAAAACAAACCCUCAAAUCUGCAUCCACAGAUCUCGGCACUACUGACGUCGUAGUGAGUCGGAUACUGGAGGUAACGGACUUACCAGAGGGGAUCUCCCGCCCUGAGGCAGAGAAACUCUUCAACCAGCUGGCGCUGUGCGGUGCCAAGAUCCAGUGGCUGAAAGACCCCCAGGGAAGCAGAGGAGGGGCAGGAGUCUGCGGACCCUGCCCCUGCCCCAGUGCAGGGUCCGCUGGGACCAGCUUGGGGUUGGGGGGCAUGAAUGGUGAUGGCCAUGACCCAGCCCACCUUUACACAGUGGUGGCUGUGUUUCCCAGCACCAUGGCUGCACAGAGUGCUUCCUUCAAACUUAACAACAGCGGGGUCAGCCUCUUCAAACUGAGGGCCACUAAAAAGAACUAUGAUCUGCGUGUGCUGGAGAGGGCCAGUUCCCAGUGA
Molecule: messenger RNA, 3606 nt
Organism: Lampris incognitus (smalleye Pacific opah)
Lineage: Eukaryota; Metazoa; Chordata; Actinopteri; Lampriformes; Lampridae
Product: R3H domain-containing protein 2
Exons: 27
Coding region: 490-3606 (1038 amino acids)
Molecular function (GO): nucleic acid binding
Source: RefSeq, a predicted model, not a curated record